Eruca vesicaria subsp. sativa (arugula) is the source of this 1002-nucleotide messenger RNA. The record is from the annotation of a GenBank genome assembly. NCBI's taxonomy places the organism in Eukaryota, Viridiplantae, Streptophyta, Magnoliopsida, Brassicales, Brassicaceae.
CUCUCACUCUCCUAACUUCUUCUCCACUCCUAUAAAAAAAAAACCAAGAGAGCUCCAUACAAAUUACUAUUUUUUACAGUUUCCAAUUUCAUAUUUUCACCGUGGUUAAAAAAAAAAAAAAACAAUGGCCUCGUCUGACGGAUUAGCGAGCGUUGACCUUUGGUCGUUCCGACAAAGCUUUAACAACAUCGACUCAUGGUUACUUCCAGAUCCUUUCUCACACGACAGUGAUAUACUCUCCAAAGCCCUCCACAAAUCCAUCUCCGAUCCUCUCCCUCCUUCACCUUACUUCGACUCCGAUCUCUCUCCUCCUCAAACCAUCUCCAACGUCUCCUUCGGCUCAGAUCCCGACGUCGCCGCCGUCGCCGGCGGCGACGGUGGUUUGAAGCGGAAGCGUGGUCCAGGUGUCUCCGGAGGCAAACCGGCGAAACGCCGAUCUCGAGUUUCCACCAAGAAGUCUCAGACGACGUUUAUAACGGCGGACGCGGCGAACUUCCGGCAGAUGGUUCAGCAAGUCACCGGCGCGAAGUUCAUCGGUUCUUCUCACGGUUUUUUUGCUCCGGUUGUUAAGCCGGAGCCGCAUAGGCUCGCUACUAGGGUGCCAUUCUCGGCUGUUCCGACGCUAGAUACGUCGUCGUUUUUGUCUAACCAUCAACAGGAGAAUAUGGUAACAGAGGUGGGCUCUGUUUCGGCCCAUGUAAGUUCGGCCCAUGUAAGUUCAGCGGGUGUUGGUGGUGGAUCGGCCGUGGAGUUGGAUAGUUACCCGAGCUUCCCGACGCUUGAGUCGUGGAAAGUUAUGUGAUCUAAUCUGAUUUUUUAAUUUUUAGUGUUUUGUAGAUGUAAUCUUUUUUUUUUCUAAAGCUACUCUUUAGAUCCCCUCUUGUAUCUUUCUUUAUUUUUAAUUUGGUUAAUGAAUUAGCUUUGUUAUCUAUCGUCUUGAGCUUUUGUUUAUACUCUGCUUUGCUUUGUUUUUUUAUAAGUUUAAUGAAUAUGGAGCUUUUG